GAAAGGCGAGCACAUGCAGUGUGGCACCGGUAACCUAGUGGGAAUAAAACACUACCUCUAAUUCCUGAUGAUUUUUUCUCCUCCUACCGCUGAGAGGUAAUAAAAGGAAUCUGCAGAACCUCAAGAGGAUUGUUUACACUUGGAUGCUGUUGGGGAAAUACGCACAAUCCUUAAGAGAAGGUUAAAGAAAACCGAAAAUCCAAGGAGUUACAAUUGUGCUAAGUUUUUUAAAGAUGCUGAAUGUGAACUUGCUAGUUUUAAGUUUCUGCCUUGGUCUGGGGACAGGAUACAGUGCUGAUGGUAAAAGACAAUACCAGAUCCAAAACGGGCCAUGUAGCUACACCUUUCUACUGCCUGAGCAGGAAAACUGCCAAACCCAGAGCAACAGCUACAACUAUGCAGUUCAAAAGGAUGGACCCAUGGACAACGACGAGUCGGCACAGAGGCUGGAACAAUUAGAGAUCACCAUGGAGAACAACACACAGUGGCUGCUUAAGUUAGAGAACUACAUACAGGACAGCAUGAAGCAGGACAUGGUCCAAAUCCAACAGACUGCUGUACAGAACCACACAGCUACGAUGAUUGAAAUUGGAACAAACCUGCUGAGUCAAACUGCUGAGCAAACAAGGAAACUGACCAAUGUGGAGGCACAGGUCAUUCAUCACACAACUCGACUUGAGCGCCAGCUUCUUGAGAAUUCCCUGUCAACUAACAAGCUGGAAAAACAACUAAUUGUCCAAACAAAUGAAAUCAACAAGCUGAAUGACAAAAACAGCUUCCUGGAGAAAAAGAUGGAGGAGAUAGAGGAACAGAGGCAGGUGGAGCUGAAGAUGCUUCAAGAAGAAAAGGAGCAGCUCCAGACUCUAAUUCUGAGGCAGACUGCCAUCAUUGGUGAGCUGGAGCAGCAGCUGCUCAAAGUCUCGUCCAACAACACUGUCCUGCAGCAUCAGCAGCAGGAGCUUCUGGACACUGUGAACAACCUCAUUCACACCCUCUCUAUGGGCUCAGCUCAAGAGACAAAAACUGUCAUGAUGCAGGACACUCCUACCACAUUCAUGGAUUGUGCUGCUGUCUACAAGUCAGGAAACACCCAAAGUGGAGUCUACACGCUCACGUUACCCAACACUACAAUAGAGGUUAAGGCUUUCUGUGACAUGGAGACAGAGGGAGGCGGCUGGACAGUCAUACAAAAACGCUUUGACGGCCGUGUUGACUUUCACCGUACGUGGCAAGAGUACAAAAAGGGAUUCGGAGAACCUUCAGGUGAAUUCUGGUUAGGAAAUGAAUUUGUCUCCAAACUGACAGACCGACAGUCCUACAAACUAAGGAUCGAGCUGAGUGACUGGGAAGGAAGCACUGGAUUUUCACAAUACGAUCAGUUUUCUCUUGACAGUGAAGCACAAAAUUACAGGAUACACCUUAAAGGCUACAGUGGAACAGCAGGCAAAAUAAGCAGUAUCGGGCAGCCAGGAAGUGAUUUCAGUACAAAGGAUGCAGACAACGACAAAUGUGUUUGCAAAUGUUCACAACUGACAACAGGGGGUUGGUGGUUUGAUGCAUGCGGUCCUUCCAAUUUGAAUGGGAUGUAUUACCAACAAGGCCAAAACUUAAAUCGUUUCAAUGGAAUCAAAUGGUACUACUGGAAAGGCUCGGGCUAUUCACUGAAGUCCACCAUGAUGAUGAUCAGACCAGCACGCUUCACGGGUCCCCUUUGAACUGUCACUCUCAGAUUAAACAAAGUGGGAAGGAAACUCCUGACAAACAGCAACAAACAGCAAAACCAAAAAUAAAAAUUCUCAAGGGAACCAAAGCACUUCAUGAAAAUAUUUUACAUACCAUUGGAAAGACAUAUUUUUGUGCAUGUUUAUAUGUGUAAUAAUUUGAAUCAAAUGGGUUGUUGCAAAAUAAAUGUGACUAACAAAAUGACACUACCAAAUAUUUAUACUGAAAAUCCUUAUGCCUGUGACAUGUAUAGGUAACUAUGGGUAUAGUAAUCACAUUGAGUCAUAACAGCUAGCUAACCACAUAAGAGAGCCCAGAGUAAAAUGGGACAUUAAUUAUUUUCAUUUCUUGAAUGAUUUUAACAGUUCUAGCAGCCAUGUAACUACGUUUUGAAUAACAGCUGUCUAUGUAAUUUCAAGAAAGAAACUAUGGUACAACAUGCAGACAAACCACUGGCUCAAAGGGAUUGUUAUGUAUUCUGGAAAUAUUUCUGUUCAGUACCUAAAAUGUAAAUGCAAAUGUAAAAAUGCUACAGAAAGUGUUCCUCUUAGACUUGUUUUUCUCCAGAGAAUGUAUGUACAUUUGUUGUUUAAUUUAUAUGUAGAUUUUAAGGUUGAUAUUUAACAUUGUUGUGUAUGAUAGAAAGAUUUGUUAGAGACAUUUUGAGUGCCUCCUAGUUCAUAGCUAGUUAAUGAUUUCAUUGCACAUAAAGGGGGAUAUCUUUUAAUAUAAUUCUGCAGUACCUUCCCAAAUGCUCAUACAUGACAGUGACCUCUUUGCAGCCUUUUAGGAAUGUAUUUUUUUUUAUUUAUGCACAUUUGAAUGAAUUUAUGAAAAAGUGAAGAAGCUGAAUUUCUCACCAGUAAACACUGGCUUUAGGUUUUGUUAGUGUUUGACUGUAAUGCUCUACCAGCCGUUAUAUACCUGAAGUCGAUUAUUAAACACAACCACAAGGCAGAGAGCUUAAGACCUAAGCCUUAGUUCUUAAGUCCUUGUCUACAAUAGCCCUGUUCUACACUAUAACAAUGAACAGUCUAGAGAAUGCACAAUUACUAGAUUACCACAACUUUUUCAGCAAUGUUUCAUCUUUUCAAUUACAAAAUAAAAACUUCUCCAAAA
Toxotes jaculatrix (banded archerfish) is the source of this 2841-nucleotide messenger RNA. It is a transcript of the gene angpt2a, whose product is annotated as angiopoietin 2a. The transcript is spliced from 9 exons. Lineage: Eukaryota; Metazoa; Chordata; Actinopteri; Toxotidae. Gene Ontology annotation, molecular function: receptor tyrosine kinase binding. Gene Ontology annotation, biological process: Tie signaling pathway. The coding region runs from base 234 to 1715 and encodes 493 amino acids. The record is from RefSeq and is a predicted model, not a curated record.